CGGCAGGGGUGGGGCUGGAGAAGAAGGCUAACUUGACAGCAGCGCUCUUUCUUGGCUAGUCACCGGCCCCUGCCCAAGAAUCCCCGUGUGUGUAGCCUCCGCAGAGAGGUGCUCCUCCCGAGUCCUGAGGGGCCGCCCAGCCUCCAAGAACCGGGGGGCAGCAUCCCAGCCAUGAGCCACUGCGGGGCUCUGCUGGGGGGCAAGGAGCCUGGAGCACUCACACCCCUUCGGCCGCUCCGGAGGGAGAGGUGAGCCGGGCAGCCAGCCCGCAGCCAGCGGUGCCGCAGCCCCGGGCCUGUCAUGGUGGCCGUCCGCCGGCUAGAGGCCUUCCCAGACGGGUUUGCAGCUGAGCUUGUGUAUCUGGUGUGGGAAGAAGAUGGGGAGUUACUUGUCCGUCCAGGCUUACUUCACCUCCAGAGACCCCUUCCGAAGGCAGAGUCUGCUGGGGACCAGCAUGCUGUGGACUCAACGGAGGAGAGUCACAGUGCCAUUUAAUGUUGGGUCCUGGGCUUAAGGAGAAGCGUCAGCAGGUGUUAACACUUGAAGGAACUCGCGCUCUCAGGGCUCCAGCCUCCAUGUUUUUAAAGAUGCGAACCCUGAGACCCAGCUCAGUGGAUGUGCUGUACCAUUGGGUGUGUUCUGAAUGCCAGGAUUCGCUCACCAACUGGUACUACGAGAAGGAUGGGAAGCUCUACUGCCACAAGGACUACUGGGGGAAGUUUGGGGAGUUCUGCCACGGGUGCUCUCUGCUGAUGACAGGGCCUGUCAUGGUGGCUGGGGAGUUCAAGUACCACCCUGAAUGCUUUGCCUGUAUGAGCUGCAAGGUGAUCAUUGAGGAUGGGGACGCAUACGCCCUGGUGCAGCAUGCCACCCUCUACUGUGGGAAGUGCCACAACGAGGUAGUGCUGGCACCCAUGUUUGAGAGGCUGUCCACGGAGUCUGUCCAGGACCAGCUGCCCUACUCCGUCACACACAUCUCCUUGCCAGCCACCACCGAGGGCAGGCGGGGCUUCUCCGUGUCCGUGGAGAGUGUCUGCUCCAACUAUGCCACCACCGUGCAAGUGAAAGAAGUCAACCGGAUGCACAUCAGUCCCAACAACCGCAACGCCAUCCACCCCGGGGACCGCAUCCUGGAGAUCAAUGGGACCCCCGUCCGCACACUCCGAGUGGAGGAGGUAGAAGAUGCAAUUAGCCAGACGAGCCAGACGCUUCAGCUCUUGAUUGAACAUGACCCCGUCUCCCAGCGCCUGGACCAGCUGCGGCUGGAUGCACGGCUCUCGCCCCACACUCAGAAUGACAGACACGCGCACACCCUCAGCCCCCUGGACACCAAGGAGAAUCUGGAAGGGACGCUGAGGAGACGCUCCCUGAGGCGCAGUAACAGCAUCUCCAAGUCCCCUGGCCCCAGCUCCCCAAAGGAGCCCCUCCUGCUCAGCCGUGAUAUCAGCCGCUCAGAAUCCCUCCGCUGUUCCAGCAGCUACUCGCAGCAGAUUUUCCGGCCGUGUGACCUGAUCCACGGGGAGGUCCUGGGGAAGGGCUUCUUUGGGCAGGCCAUCAAGGUGACACACAAAGCCACAGGCAAAGUGAUGGUCAUGAAGGAGUUGAUUCGGUGUGACGAGGAGACACAGAAGACUUUUCUGACUGAGGUGAAGGUGAUGCGCAGCCUAGACCACCCCAACGUGCUCAAGUUCAUUGGUGUGCUGUAUAAGGACAAGAAGCUGAACCUGCUGACGGAGUACAUCGAGGGGGGCACACUGAAGGACUUCCUGCGCAGCGUGGACCCGUUCCCCUGGCAACAGAAGGUCAGGUUUGCCAAAGGCAUCGCCUCUGGAAUGGCCUAUUUGCAUUCCAUGUGUAUCAUCCACCGGGAUCUGAACUCGCACAACUGCCUCAUCAAGCUGGACAAGACUGUGGUGGUGGCAGACUUUGGGCUGUCACGGCUCAUAGUCGAGGAGAGGAAGAAGCCCCCAGUGGAGAAGGCCACCGCCAAGAAGCGUACCCUGCGCAAGAGUGACCGCAAGAAGCGCUACACAGUGGUGGGAAACCCCUACUGGAUGGCCCCUGAGAUGCUGAACGGAAAGAGCUACGACGAGACGGUGGAUGUCUUCUCUUUUGGAAUCGUCCUCUGUGAGAUCAUCGGGCAGGUGUAUGCAGAUCCUGAUUGCCUGCCCCGAACACUGGACUUCGGCCUCAACGUGAAGCUCUUCUGGGAGAAGUUUGUCCCCACAGACUGCCCCCCAGCCUUCUUCCCCCUGGCCGCCAUCUGCUGCAGACUGGAGCCCGAGAGCAGACCGGCAUUCUCCAAACUGGAGGACUCCUUUGAGGCCCUCUCCCUGUACCUGGGGGAGCUGGGCAUCCCGCUGCCUGCAGAGCUGGAGGAGCUGGACCACACUGUGAGCGUGCAAUAUGGCCUGACCCGGGACUCGCCCCCCUAGCCCUGGCCCACCCCCCUGCGGGGGGGCGUUCCACAGCAGCACUGCCCCCUCUGCGCCUCAUCCCUGCUGUGGGCAGGGCCGUCCGGGCUUCCUGUGGAUUGGCAGCUUGCAUAGAAGCAGAACCGGCCAUCCCUACUACCUCCCCAGGAGGCGAGCGGGCGCGGCACCAGGGAAACCAUCUCCACAGGUUCUAGGGCCUGGUUAUUGUCUAUAAAUCCAAUACUCGCCUGAAAGCUGUGAAGAAGAAAACAAACAAAACAAGCCUGGUCCCCCUGCCAGGAGGAAUCUGCUACUUGUGACCACUUGGGAACUCCCUGGCAGUGGAUUCCGGGAGGCUCUUGCUUACACUAGUCCUCACGACUGGGACCUGCUGGGCAGGAUCCCAGGCGCACCUGCCUGUGGGUUCUGAAGCCUCUGGUCCAGCUGGUGCAGGAGGACUCCUUGUGGGAGUGUGGUGGAGAGAGCGGCCAUCCGAGGAUGUGAAGUGACAGUGGUGCUAGCCCCUUCCACGCCACGUCCCGCCCUCCCCGGGCAGGGUCAGGGGAGCAGGUUUUGAAGUGUCUCUUAGUCGGUGUGUGGUGGGUCAAGCGAGGCGUCAGGGGAAGGGCUGGUUUCUGUUCACCUCCCGGGCCCGGGGGCCACAUCGGCUCAAGGGGGAGCUUCCCCCCGUGUUCUCAAACUGAGCUGCUGGAGACUGGCUGGGAACUCCUGGGAACGUCCUUUCUGCCUGCAACAAGCCGUCAAGAGGCUGGGCUGGAAGGAUGAGGCCCUGCCCGCUAGAAAGCCCUAGUAUCCUGGCUGCUGUCACUCACACCCUGGUGGGCACCUCAGUCAGGAGCCUGGGAUUUUGCUUAGGUGGGUCCUGAAGAAUAGUGUGGCUGGUCACAGGCCCAGCGUGUGGGACGGGGCUGGGAAUCCCCGCAGGCUCCCGGCCCUGUCCUCCUGGCAGCUGCUGCUCACCCCUCGCUGGGCCUGAUCCAGGCAGCAACUUGGGUGGCAAGAGGUGGUGGCAGAGUCCAGGGCGGAGGUGCUGGGGGACAGCUCCCCAAGCCAGGCUCUCUGCCUUCUACCUCCCUUGUUGGCAGGCCCAGCUCACGAGCUCCUGGCCCCAGCCUCCUGAGCCACAGCUGUGGGCGCUGAAAAGCCCGGGGGGCACCCUUCACCCUGGCUUCCGGAGCUGGUGGGGGUUCUUGAACAUAAGUAGAUUUGCCUCCCCAUAAGUGUGACCUUGCACCAUAUUUAACAAAUUAGGAGUGGGUUUGGGAUCCUACUGCAAUGUGUGGUAGUUGUAUUGGGGGUGGGGGGAGGAGGCGGGUGGGAGUGAUGCAGGAGCACGGUUGCUGUUCAGACUGUCUUGUUGUCGUACCUGUGGGGUGAUAUGUGAAAUGCUGUACAUAGACUUGAUGAGUUGCGGGACUGGAUGUCACCUCUGGCCAGAGUUUCCUUGCUGUCUAGACCAUACUUAGGUGUGGAGUGUGCAGGUUCGUUCUAGGGUCGAGCCCUGGGUUCCCAGCAGCAGCAAGGCCGGCACUGUGUGGCUGGCAGUGCCUCAGCGGUCCCUGCAAGUGUGGGGGUGGUGGGCCCAAGGCGGGCCAUCGAGCAGACCAAAUAAAUUAAGCAGUUAACAUAA
Messenger RNA from Hippopotamus amphibius kiboko, 4065 nucleotides. It is a transcript of the gene LIMK2, whose product is annotated as LIM domain kinase 2. Gene Ontology annotation, biological process: protein phosphorylation; actin cytoskeleton organization. Lineage: Eukaryota; Metazoa; Chordata; Mammalia; Artiodactyla; Hippopotamidae. The coding region runs from base 495 to 2435 and encodes 646 amino acids. The transcript is spliced from 16 exons. Gene Ontology annotation, cellular component: cytoplasm; nucleus. Gene Ontology annotation, molecular function: protein binding; protein serine/threonine kinase activity; ATP binding. The record is from RefSeq and is a predicted model, not a curated record.